AUGACUUCGUCGAGAUAUUUCUCUAACACUGUCAGCUGCGAAGAUUCACUAUCAGCUGAAGUUCCAUGUAUUGGAGAAGUCGAUCUUUCGUCAACCUGCGGCUGUGAUGAUUGUGGUGCCAUUCUCGGCGCCGGCGAGUUUGGAGAAGUCGGUGAUAGAGAACCAGCUUCUGGAGAACCAUCACACGACAAGAAUUUACUGCAAGUAACUAUUAUUUUUGAAAUUUAA
Messenger RNA from Parnassius apollo (apollo), 228 nucleotides. The record is from the annotation of a GenBank genome assembly. Lineage: Eukaryota; Metazoa; Arthropoda; Insecta; Lepidoptera; Papilionidae.